Messenger RNA from Hymenoscyphus albidus, 890 nucleotides. The record is from the annotation of a GenBank genome assembly. Lineage: Eukaryota; Fungi; Ascomycota; Leotiomycetes; Helotiales; Helotiaceae.
AUGAAACUUACACUUGAAGAGAGAAAAUCAUACCACAGCAUAGCAUUGGAGGUAGUGAGACCUGGGACAUUUGACGCAUUCAAAAGUCAUCUCAACUCGCGUCCUAAGGGCUUCUUUGAUAUUGUUCACUUCGAUGUACAUGGUCGCGUUACUAUUCAGAAUAAGUAGGUCCUCAUAAUUGCAUUUUUCUGUUCGCCAUGUCACUAACUCCACAUAGGCAAGAUCAACAACGUUCUAAUACCUCAUAUCUACACUUUUUGCAUGAAGGUUUCUUGCGAGGAUACUCGGAAGAUGCAAAGAACAAUUUAGUUGGGAUCCCAGCAAAGGCUAUUGCGGAUGAACUUCACCGACGUCAAGUUCCCUACGCUGUGUUAAAUGCUUGUAAAUCCGCCAAUCCAUUCGGAGGCAAUGAAGAGAAUUUGAGUCGACUCUUCUCGAUGGAGAAUUCUCUCAAGAUACUUGCUAUGUCCUACAACAUAUCUGGUGCGGCAGUGAAACUCCUCUGCGAAAGGUUCUACCACAGUUUCUUUCAAGAUCUUGACUCAUUUUCAGACUCGGCACGACAGGCACGAAAAGGUCUUCGCGAUUAUCGGAUACGGGUUGAGCUUUAUCCUCGUAUCGAAGUGCAAGAUUGGUUUGUGCCAGUCACAUACGCCCAUCUCGAUGGUCAACUGCCCAAAUCCACCGAAAAGUCGUCACGACCAUGUUUAAAUGUUUCCCUUCGUUCUCAUUCGCGCAUCAGCACGAGGAGUGUCUCGUCAGCGUCAAGCUACAUGAGCUCAAAGAGCGUCGAGCACGAUAAUCCAAGGUUUUUAGCUCUCCAAAUAAAACCGGAUCUUGUAUUUGAGCGACAGCUCAUGCGUGACAAUGUCGCACGUCUCUUUGGUUAG